Molecule: messenger RNA, 1617 nt
Organism: Podospora pseudocomata
Lineage: Eukaryota; Fungi; Ascomycota; Sordariomycetes; Sordariales; Podosporaceae
Exons: 2
Coding region: 1-1617 (538 amino acids)
Source: RefSeq, a predicted model, not a curated record
AUGUCCAGCCUUCCGCUGCCUCUGGAUGAGGAUGCUCCCACGGGAGCGCUUGCUUGGUUCCCAUACGGCCGUCAGGAUCUUCCAGGUUGGCGCUUCGACGUCAUCACCCUCCUCGCCAUCAUCGGCGAGUCCAGCGUCGCUGAACACGCCCAAACCCUCACAGCAUCCCGUCUCUGCCUCCUCCCACGUAUCAUUCCCGCCCCUCAAGCCCUCCUCAAACCAGUCCGGCCUCAACGACUUCCAGAAGCCAACGCCAAAAUGACAGGCGUACACAGCGGGGUGGUACUCGACACGGUAGGUUUCUUCGCAAACAUCCUACAACCCCUCGACGAGAUGAAGCCCUUCUCCUUUAAAGUCCUCGAGAUCAAGCACACGAAGGAAGCUUUGGAAGCCAUCAAAGCGGACAAAACAAGAGAGGAAAAGGGGAGACUUACCACCUCCGCCAAGGGCAGCAACUGGUGGAGAAGAGGCUGGAGAGGGCAGCAAAAACCAACAGCACCGCAUAUCAAGCCUACCGUUGAUACCACCACAGUCCUCACCCUCUCCCGACCAAGCUUCUUCGGCCCAGCCAACGCCAACCCAACCGAAAAACCACCCACCCGUAAACCCACUGUUCGGUUCGCCACAGCAGCGGCAGACGACGACCUCGAACGAGGCGGCUCCUCCAGCACCACGCUCACAACCUCUGAUAAUAACCACCCCCACCACCUCCCCCAUCACCGAACAUCAACCAUCAGACCCUCCGUCCCGGCAACGUUAUGCUCCCCCGUGCACCUACUUUCGAUUUUUUCAUUUGCCCUCACACUGGCAAUCAUCAUCCUCUCCGCCCUCUGGGAAGACGGCACGGCCAUUCUGGCCAUAGUAUUGAUGUCGCUGGCCUCGUCGGUGGUUUGCUACGCCUCGCUGUGGAAGCCCGUUCUCAUGAACAGGACCACUUCGGGCAAGGUGCCCGAGGGGGAUGUCGUGAUCAGGACAAGGGAGGGGGCGUUUCUGCUGAUCAAAUGCACCGAGGAGGUGGCGCGGGAGCUGUAUUCCGGGACGGAGGAGUGCAAGUACGUGGUGGAGAGCGAUCUGUACAGGCUGUACAUGGGGUUGGGGAUGGUGCUGCUGAUGGUGAGCGUGGUGUUGCUGGGGAACUGCGGGUGGAACAGUCAGGUGCUGAUUGGGGGGGGUUAUAUCUGUUUGAACGGGCUGUAUUGGAUGAUGGGGUUGGUGGAGGAGAAGAGGUUUUGGGAUGUGGAUAGGAGGUAUACCGUUCGGGAUGUGACCAAGGAGGAUUCAAAGGGGGCGCAUGCUUUUCCGGAGGGGAAGGAUAAGUGGGAGAAGGAUCGGUUGGAGGAUGAUGAGAUUCCUAGUUUUACGAGGACGAUGUGGUAUGCGAUCAGGGAGACGAAGGGGCAGGUGGCGUGGGUGAAGAGGAGCGGGGCGAUGCCGAAGACGAAGCAGUGGAAGAGGUGGUUGGAGGAGGCGCAGAAGAUGGCUGAGAAGGGGGAGAGAGGGUGGAAGGCGGUGAGGAGGAAGGGGGAGAUUAUGAGGGAGGAGGGGGCCGAAGAUGAUGCGGAACAGAUGGCGCCUGCGCAGGAGGUGCAGAGGAGGGGGACUGUGAGGGGGGAGUGA